Messenger RNA from Nothobranchius furzeri (turquoise killifish), 1187 nucleotides. RefSeq lists its product as uncharacterized. The record is from RefSeq and is a predicted model, not a curated record. NCBI's taxonomy places the organism in Eukaryota, Metazoa, Chordata, Actinopteri, Cyprinodontiformes, Nothobranchiidae.
UCCACCUCGUCUUUGCCUCCCCCGUUUAAAACACAACUACUUCUUUUGUCUGACAGCCUGGAGGGAAAAUAAACCAGUGUCAGAAGGUUUCUGCAACAGGUUGAGAAACAUCAUGGCUCUGCUUGUCAUUGGGCUGCUGCUGGCUCUCUCUUCCCUCACAGCAGCCUCGGCUCCUGACUGCAAAGACCUGGUCAAACCUUUUAUGCCAGAUGAUCCCAAACUGGUGUUUGGAAAAUGGGUGUACGCGUUGGGAGCAGGUGACCCCCCACCAUAUCACAAAGCACUGGAGACCCUAAAAAGCUCCUGGAUUCACUUGACUCCGACUUCAAGUGAUCUGCUGGUCACCCUGAGAUGGGGAGACCACUGCUUCAAUCGUUGCAUCUUUGGGGAAGUAAAUGCAACCGUCUCUGGACUCACAACCACAUUUAGCAAGAACUUGUCCAAUCACAAGGGACAACUCCUACAGACUUGCUCUGACUGCCUGCUGUGGACGGACACCUUCCGAAAUGGGGACGUGACAGGCAGAUACAUCCUGCAGUUCACAAGAACAGGAAAAGUAGAACCCAAAGAUGUUGAAAUUUUCAAGAAACAAGCAGAGUGUCUGAACUUCCCUAAGAACUUCCACAGCUACGACGGCAAAGUAGAGCUGUGUCCUGAUGAGAACGAGAAUGCCGAGUGAGCAGAGAGGAAGCUUCGUGCAUGAAAAAAGUUGAAUAAAAUCUCCAUUUGGUGUUGUUUUGAUUGAAUUAUCUAGAGGUUUUGGGCCUUUUUGCCAGACAUGUUUAAAACUUUUUUGGGGGGGUUCAUGUUGGUCAUUUGUUGAAAAUGUUCAGAGAGACAUGUUGGAAUGAGCCAAAAUUUAAUGAGAAGUGUAAGAGCAGACCUUCUCUGGGUUUAGUUGGCGUUUCAAAUACAGUCAGGGGUUAAAAUAUUUGGUUAUUUGAGUUAAAAAAUAUAUUAAAUACCACAAAGUUAACAAAUCUGGGAAGAAAUUUAAAUUUAAAUGUCAUAACACACUUUGAAAAUCCCUGUUUUACACUGCUGCCUGCACAUUGGUUUUAAUAUUUACACAUAUAGAACAUGGAGGAUUAUUAGCAUGGCUCAUUUUGAAAUAAAGUUUUCUACCAGUUAAAUUUACAUCACAUGUGGUCAAAACUAAUUCAAAUAAAUGAUUUUCAUUCUUACAA